UUAUUUUAUAAAUUGAUAAAUUCUAAAACAACGUGAAUUUGUUCAUGAAUAUCAAUUAAAACGUUUCGAAAAAUUAUACUCAACCUCGAUUGUGAUAAUUAUAAAAUUUUGAAGCAUACGAUUCGGAAACAAAUCGCGUGUGUAAAUAUGUCUCAUGGUAAAAGGGAAUUAUACAGAACGGAAAUAUAAUACAGGAAAUCACAAAAAUGGGAGUGCAGAAUUCAAAACGGCAAGAUAGAGGUGACGACAUAAUAUCGCAGAAGUCUUUGGAUGUAGUAAAAAUACUUAUACAUUUUUUAAAAGAGCAUGCUAGAGUGGAAGGAUUAUUUCGACGAGCAGGACGUCGUGAGGUUCGACGACAUAUUCUUAAUUCUCUAAAGAAAGGCCAUAAACCGCAUUUUGAAAAUUCAAAUAAUGCUGCUCUGGAAUGUGCAGCAGCUUUACAAAUUUUUCUCAGUCGCUUAAAGAAACCAAUUAUGCCGCAGCACGUGCAAGAAUUGAUUCUUGCUGAUAAUCCAGGUGUAGAAGCACAAGUUAUUGCACAAGAUGCUCUAGGACUUAUUAGACAGGAUGUCGGUGGUCGUCAUUGCGAGCUUUUGACUCAUGUUUUGGAUCUUUUAAGGCACUUAACUCUUUCAGGACCUCCUUCCGAAUGUUCCGAAUUGCGCGGAUCUCCAUUACCUGUUGCACUUUUACCAGUGUUUUUUAAUUUAUCCCCUGGUGAUUUAAUAAGAUGGAAACAAGUGGCGGCCAGAUUCAGCGAAUUAAUUACGGAAGCCGCUGCACAACUCCGUCGCGAUGUACAACAUGACAUUUAUACGGAAACUAUAAAUUCCAUGACGAGUUACAUCGAUACAGCUUCGACCUCACAAGAGGAAGAAUUAACAAGAUGGCAAGAAUUUUCGUUAUUGUAUCCUUUUGUUCGACUUAGAGAUCAUUGUAAUAUUUGUCACGUUGGCGAGAUGGCACGUGUUCUUAUUACACCGUUACAACAUCCAAUCGUUGGCAGGUUACAUCCGACAAUUGCUAAUCCUAAUUAAAAAUUUUAUAACAAUCGUACAAAUGUGCAAAGUAUUUUUAGAUGCAAAUUACUAUAUUUAU
Trachymyrmex septentrionalis is the source of this 1101-nucleotide messenger RNA. RefSeq lists its product as uncharacterized. Gene Ontology annotation, biological process: signal transduction. The record is from RefSeq and is a predicted model, not a curated record. The transcript is spliced from 7 exons. Bases 207 to 1040 code for a protein of 277 amino acids. Lineage: Eukaryota; Metazoa; Arthropoda; Insecta; Hymenoptera; Formicidae.